CGUCAAAAGCGAAAAUGUUACCCGUCGUGUUCGUAUAAAUGUUGCCUCUGGGAAAUCAGAUUCGCAGUAAACAAAUGCGAAUAAUUCCGGAAAAUCGUCGCGAAUUUAGUUGAAAUUAUCUUUAUCUGAUAGUGCUCCGGAAGCUGUAUGUGGAGUGCAACCGUGCAAGUGAAAAUUCAAUCGAUUUAGUGUGGAAAACGUGCGAGUAAAAAAGUUCCCGUCGAACCAAACACCCAACAGCAGCCAAGAUGGCGAUGUCAAAGACGACCAACACGUACAAUCGUCAGAACUGGGAAGAUUCCGAAUUCCCCGUUCUUUGCCAAACGUGCCUGGGCGACAAUCCGUACGUUCGAAUGAUCAAGGAACGCUACGGAAAGGAGUGCAAAAUCUGCACCCGGCCGUUCACAAUCUUUCGGUGGUGUCCGGGGGCGCGUAUGCGUUUCAAGAAGACGGAAAUCUGCCAAACCUGCAGUAAGCUGAAGAACGUCUGCCAGACGUGCCUGCUGGAUCUGGAGUAUGGGCUUCCGACGCAGGUUCGCGACGCGGCGCUAAAGAUUCAGGAUAAGAUUCCCGAGAGCGAUGUGAACAAGGAGUACUACAUUCAGACGAUCGAGGCCCAGCUGAAGGCGGGAGGAGACAAUACUGUGGCGGCUGGGACCGUGGGGAAAUCGCUGGCCGCCAGCGAUAUGUUGGCCAAGUUGGCCCGGACAGCGCCGUACUACAAACGGAACCUGCCUCAUAUUUGUUCGUUCUGGGUGAAGGGAGAGUGCAAGAGAGGCGAAGAGUGUCCCUACCGGCAUGACAAACCCGUGGAACCGGAUGAUCCGCUGUCGGAGCAAAACAUCCGGGAUCGUUACUACGGACGGAACGAUCCGGUUGCUGAUAAGUUGAUGAAGCGGGCUGCAUCAAUUCCGACGCUGGAACCACCGGAAGACAAAACAAUUACGACCCUCUACGUAGGAAAUCUCGGUGAACACCUCACCGAAGUCGACAUCCGUGACAACUUCUACCAUUACGGAGAAAUUCGAUCCGUGUCGUUGGUUCCCCGGCAGCAGUGUGCUUUUGUGCAGUAUACGAAGCGCGCGGCCGCGGAACUCGCCGCCGAAAAGACCUUCAACAAGUUGGUCCUCGGUGGCAAGAAGCUCACCAUCAAGUGGGCCCACUCUCAGGCCAAAUCCACGGCAUACGCCCAAAGUUCCGUUCCUCGCACCAAUCGGAUAUUCGACCCGGUUCCUGGACUGCCCGGUCAGCUCCCGAUGCCUCCCAACCCGAACGACUAUUUCAAUCUUCAAGCAUCGGAAAUGGCCGUCCUUCCAGCCGGUAUGAAAAUCCAUCAGUUGCCGCCGGGUCUCAUUCCUGGUGCUCCGAGCAUGUACCAGGCGCAACCGUCCGGAUCGGGAACGACGGGACCGGCGGCGGCAGCAGCUGCCGUGGCCGCGGCUCACUCGCAACAGCAGCAAGUCAUGGUACCGUCGACGUUACCCAAUCCGGGCCAGAUGCACUACCCCAGUCAGGAUCCGGCGCGGUUAGGGGCGUUGAAAAAGUGAGGUGAGUGGGGUGGUGUGAUUGAAGAGGAUUGAGUGGGAGCAGUAUGAUAUAUCAAUAAAAGAGUUAAAGAUACUGAAA
This is a messenger RNA of Aedes albopictus (Asian tiger mosquito), 1626 nucleotides long. RefSeq names its product pre-mRNA-splicing factor RBM22. Gene Ontology annotation, cellular component: U2-type catalytic step 1 spliceosome; U2-type catalytic step 2 spliceosome; Prp19 complex. NCBI's taxonomy places the organism in Eukaryota, Metazoa, Arthropoda, Insecta, Diptera, Culicidae. Bases 249 to 1547 code for a protein of 432 amino acids. The transcript has 3 exons. The record is from RefSeq and is a predicted model, not a curated record. Gene Ontology annotation, molecular function: U6 snRNA binding; metal ion binding; pre-mRNA binding.